AUGAUAAACGGUUUCCUCCUAGAAAGGGGUACUUCACCACCUCCACCAACAACCACGAGCACUCAACCACCUCCACCACCUCCACCAACAACCACAAGCACUUCAACAUUUCCACCAACAACCACGAGCACUCCAUCACAUCUACUAAUAACCAUGAGCACUACACCAUUAAAUGUUGUUACAGGAACACUUACACUCCUUCAGCAAAUUAAGCUUAUGUUCUACUGCAGGCACGAGUACCCCACCACCUCCACCAAAAGAAAAGCAAAAACCAGCUACCACUCCAAUGGAACUAAGAGGUGAUUGCCUCUGAUUGGCUCUGAUUGCCAGUUGGCUUCACCAAGUUUUGAUAAGACAUAUGUGAAACUGUUACUGGCACACCAGCUCUCCUCACAUCCUCACCGAUAUAUAUGAACAGUUGGGUUGGAGAAAUAGAUGGCACAACAACUAUCACUAAUCAUGAAGGUACAUUUUACUGUGGCACAUUGAAGAGUUCUCUCCUGAAUACCUACUGCAGGCC
Messenger RNA from Pelobates cultripes (western spadefoot toad), 520 nucleotides. Lineage: Eukaryota; Metazoa; Chordata; Amphibia; Anura; Pelobatidae. The record is from the annotation of a GenBank genome assembly.